CUCAGGACCAGUUCAGGUCUGGCGGUGCUAAACUACUUAGCUACCGCCGUUUCUCCCGUCUUCAACAACACACCGCACACAGAGGUAGCCGAGCUUAUCAACUAGCUAAAUCAUGGUGAAUGUAAAGAAACGGAAAGGUCGAGUCGUUAUCGACUCUGACUCUGAAGACAGCGCUAGUGAUGAUAAUUUAGAUCAGGAGCUCCUGUCUCUGGCCACCAAGAGGAAGAGGGUGGACUCGGAUGACCAGCAGGACGACCAGCAGGAUGACCAGCAGGACAACCAGCCGGUCAGCAAGCCCGCAGCCUCAUCAGACUCAGAGACAUCAGACAGUGAUGAUGAGUGGACCGCCGGUGGUCCUAAAGUCAAGAAGAAGGUCAAGCCAGGGAAACCGACGGCAACAGAGAAGAAGAAAGAGGCAGCGAAGAAGAGGGUUCAUAAAGCUGCUUCGUCCGGGAGUUCUGGUGGAGACAGUUCUGCUGACAGCUCUGCCCCCGAGGAGGGUGAGGUGUCUGACUCAGAGAGCAACAGCUCUGCCUCCAGCUCAGACUCCUCGUCGGAGGACGAUGUCUUCAGGGACGGCUACGGAGAGGACCUGAUGGGAGACGAGGAGGACAGGGCUCGGCUGGAGCAGAUGACUGAGAAGGAGAGGGAGCAGGAGCUCUUCAACAGAAUAGAGAAGAGGGAGGUGCUCAAGAGGAGAUUUGAAAUUAAAAAGAAGCUGAAAACAGCGAAGAAGAAGGAGAAAGAGGAGAAGAAAAAGAAACACGAAGAAGAACACAAGAAGCGUGAGAGAUCAUCCAGCGGUCAUCAUGAGGACCGAAGUCAUCAGGACCAGCAAGUGGUUAUGUCUCACAACAAGGAGAGGAGAACUAAACGGGAUGAGAAACUAGAUAAAAAGUCUCAGGCCAUGGAGGAACUGAAAGCAGAGAGAGAGAAGAAGAAAACCAGGACAGCGGAGCUCCUGGCGAAACGGCUGCCCCUGAAAACCAGCGAGGUUUACUCAGACGAUGAGGAGGAGGAAGAGGAGGAGGAUGACGACAAAUCAUCUGUAAAGAGCGAUCGCAGUUCACACUCUUCAUCUUAUUCCGAAGACGAGGAGAAAGAGGAGACGCCACCGAAGUCGCAGCCCGUGUCACUACCAGACGAACUGAACCGCGUGCGUCUGUCCCGACACAAACUGGAGCGCUGGUGUCACAUGCCGUUCUUCCAGAAGACCGUGAACGGUUGCUUCGUACGGAUAGGCAUCGGGAACAGUAGUAGCAAACCAGUUUACAGGGUGGCUGAAAUAGUUGACGUGGUAGAGACGGCUAAGGUGUACCAGUUGGGAACGACCCGGACGAACAAAGGACUACAGUUACGGCAUGGUGGUGACACCCGAGUCUUCAGACUGGAGUUUGUGUCCAAUCAGGAGUUCACAGAAAACGAGUUCAUGAAGUGGAAAGAGGCGAUGAUCAUAGCCAGUAUGCAGGUUCCCACUCUAGAUGAGAUCAAUAAGAAGGAGCAGGCCAUCAAAGAGGCUUGUAACUACAAAUUCAACGACAAAGACAUAGAGGACAUCGUAAAAGAGAAAGACCGAUUCCGAAAGGCGCCUUCCAACUACGCCAUGAAGAAAACAUCACUACUCAAAGACAAGGCCAUGGCUGAGGAGAGUGGAGAAGGAGACCGAGCCAAAGAGAUCCAGGACCAGCUGAAUGAGUUGGAGGAGAGGGCCGAGCAUCUGGACAGACAGAGGACCAAAAACAUCUCUGCCAUCAGCUACAUCAACCAGAGGAAUCGGAGCUGGAACAUUGUUGAGUCUGAGAAAGCCCUAGUGGCGGAGGGACAGAAUGCCAAGCUGCAGAUGGACCCGUUUACUAGACGGCAAUGCAAACCAACCAUGGUGUCUAACGCCAGAGACCCUUCAGUCCAUGCAGCUAUCCUCCAACACCUCAAUGAGAAGUACGGAGAAGGGUCGGGCAAAGAGAUGGACUUGGAGUUUGAGAUGGGCAGGGGAGCGGGACAGGCUGCUCUGAAAGUCAUCGACCCGACUAAGAACACCAGCGACCUAUCAGAGGACCUCUUUAAAGUUCACGACUUUGACGUCAAGAUCGACCUACAGGUUCCCAAUGCAGAAGCCAAGUCUCUGUCAGUGAGCGCCAACACCCUGGCAGUGAAGGACGGCGCUCCACGUAGGUCUCUCAACCUGGAGGACUACAAGAAGAGGAGGGGCUUGAUCUAAAGAACUACAGGAAGAAGAGGGGCUUCAACUAAUGAUCAAAUGGCCUAAAACCUCAGUCAGUCAGAACCACCUGCAUGUUGGUUGGCCAUUCGCCCCAGGGCACCAGUGUGUGUGUUUGAGGGAUGUGUGUGUGUGUUUGAGGGAUGUGUGCGAGAGAGCUGUGUGUGUUUAAGGGAAGAGAGCAUGUGUGUGUGUGUGUGAGAGAGAGAUGUGUGUGUGUGAGAGAGAUGUGUGUGUUUAAGGGAAGAGAGAGAGUGAGUGAGUGUGAGAGAUGUGACCGUAUCCUUGAGUGUGUUUGAGAGAGGUGUGUGUGUGUGUGUGUGUGUGUGUGUGUGUGUGUGUGUGUGUGUGUGUGUGUGUGUGUGUGUGUGUGUGUGUGUGUGUGUGUGUGUGUGUGUGUGAGAGAGGUGUGUGUGUGUGAGAGAGGUGUGUGUGUGUUUGAGAGAGGUGUGUGUGUGAGAGGCUGUCCACCUUAAACCGAUAGGAAAUAUUAAUUAAGAGAAGACAACUUUUUUUUUUUCUCUCUCAAAGGUUCUCUCUUAGAAGACAAUUGUCCCCCUUUACUUUCUUCUCAUUAUUAUGUGGUAAAAAUCGUACUUGGAAUUGUGUUAUUUUUCUUUUGUAAUUUCUAAGUUUUUAUAAAUAAAUCUAACGUUGGUUCUCCCUCA
Salvelinus namaycush (lake trout) is the source of this 2886-nucleotide messenger RNA. It is a transcript of the gene rtf1, whose product is annotated as RTF1 homolog, Paf1/RNA polymerase II complex component. The coding region runs from base 113 to 2218 and encodes 701 amino acids. The transcript is spliced from 17 exons. The record is from RefSeq and is a predicted model, not a curated record. Gene Ontology annotation, cellular component: Cdc73/Paf1 complex. Gene Ontology annotation, molecular function: DNA binding; RNA polymerase II C-terminal domain phosphoserine binding. Lineage: Eukaryota; Metazoa; Chordata; Actinopteri; Salmoniformes; Salmonidae.